Molecule: messenger RNA, 3405 nt
Organism: Saprolegnia diclina VS20
Lineage: Eukaryota; Oomycota; Saprolegniomycetes; Saprolegniales; Saprolegniaceae
Exons: 6
Coding region: 178-3309 (1043 amino acids)
Biological process (GO): nucleobase-containing compound metabolic process
Molecular function (GO): protein binding; 3'-5' exonuclease activity; nucleic acid binding
Source: RefSeq, a predicted model, not a curated record
CGCGAGCAUGACGCCGCGUCCCUCUCGCAUCAAAGUGCAAGGAAUCACUAUACGUUCAAGUGUCUAAAGGCACGCCGCCUUUGCUUUCGCUGUCCACCGCGCACGCUGGGCCUGCCACGCGUGGGGUCUGUAAGCCAAUCAGCGUCGAUUGUGCCAGAGGGCAAAGUCGAAUUCGGGAUGAUGUACGCGUGGGCAGAGGACGAAGCGACGGCCGACCUCGUGCGCGACCUCGCGUCGCUGGAGACGCCAACGCCCGAGACGCGCCUCUUGCUCAAGCCUAUCUUCCGCUGGGCCAAGCGCGAGCCGGAGAAGGCGUACGCGUACGUGGUUUGGUUGCUGCAGCUGCAUGAAACUGGCGACGGCGACAUUCCCGCGCAGCCGACCAUCCAAGCCAACUACGCCAUCAACACGCUCAUUACGGCGAGCCAGCGCUGCGGCAAGGCCAUGGAGGCCCAGCGCGCGUUCGACCUUCUCGGCGUGCACGGCUUUACGCCCGACGUCUUUGCGUACACGGCGCUCAUCGACGUGCUUGGCCGUGGCCAGCAGGCCGAAAUAGGCCUCGCCAUGUACAAGCAGAUGCUCGCAACCGACGUGCAGCCCAACAUUGUGACGUUUACCACCAUCAUCCGCGUGCUCGCCAUGAGCGACACUGUCGACGUGAGUUACGUUUUGAACGUCCUCGAGCACGCUCGGCUGCUCGACAAGACGUGCGAUCCGUCGCUGUACACGGAGGCCCUCGAGACGUGUGCGAAGCGCAAGGCCAUCGAUGUGAUCACUGGCGUCUUGCAGCAACGACGCCUCGACUACGGCCUCGAACUCCUCGGCGAUAAGAGCAUCCUGGCCAUUAGCCGCGUCGCGCGCGAGCCAUCAAACGCGCGCAUCGUCGACGGCUGGGUCGCGGACGGUCUCUUGGAUGCAGCGGACAAGACGCGCCUCUUCUUGGCCUCGUCGUCGUCGUCUGUCACAGACGACAAGUACCAAGGGUGUUUGGGCUACGAGACGCCGGCGUCCGUGCGGCAGUCGGUCAUCCUGCACGAUAUCGAUCGCCUCAUUGAACGCGUCCUCAAGGGCGUGCUUCCCACCAAGAUGGAUUUCGAGACGCUCAUUCAUCAGUGCCGCAAGCGCAAGUGGCGGGAGCAAGUCCACGUCGUCUUUGACGCAAUGACCACGCUUGCUCAUGCCGGCUGGACCUUCCUGAACGAUGCGAGUCGAGAUCCGGUACCGGCGCAGCCCACGGUGACGCCGGGCCCGUCGACGUACUUGGCGAUGAUUGACGCGUACAUUUGCUGUCACGCGAUCGACGACGCAUGGCGUGCGUUCGCCCAGAUGGACGACUGCCACGUCCCUCGCACGCAAACCAUUGUGCGCAAGUACAUUCGUGGCUGCUACCUCCUCAUGCGCGACUUGAGCGCGGCGCCGUCGCCCGAGACGUGGCACGUCCGGAAUGUUGUCGACCUCGCGCUGCGGGAUGCCAUUGUGAUCUCGCCCAAGAUGGCCAGUUAUAUCUUGCGUCUCUACGGCCUCCACGAACACCUCGGUCUCGACAUGAUGGCAACGCUCGUUGGUGUUGGCCACGACCGCCAGUUGCUACUCGACGAGCUCGUGCAAGCUUGCGUGUAUGCUGGCAACGUCGACGGCGCCUUGGCGGCGCUCGCAUAUCUCUCGGGCGGCACGACGGCCACGGUCGAGCGCGCGCUUCUGCUGACCUGCAUCCACGGCCCGACGCUCGAGAUGGCGCUUGACCGCCUGCACACGCUGCAGGCCCACGCGCAUCUGCUGCCUGUCCCGGUCUACGCGUCGAUUUUACGCGAAAUGUACACAAAAUACACGGCCAAAAGUGGUCAAAUGGACGGGAUCGGGCGCGCCAAGUGCCUCAAAGUGCUGUUUGAAAAGCGUGCCAUCUUUGAGGCGACGGCCGCCCACGCCGCUGCGUUACGCGCCAAGGCGCCGGUCGAGACGACGUCGUGCGGCGCGCUCUGGUGUGCGUCGAUCGAGGAGCUCUCAUGCGCCCCGAUCCUCUUUGCCCAGCACUUGACCGAGCGGCUCACUUCCGUGCGGGACAAGGCGGCCAAAGAGCUCGCCCAAGACGACAUUUGCGCUGCGAUCCGCGCGACGCAGGAUCCGUAUCUCUUUCUGCUGCAAGCGCUGCUGGCGUUCCCGUCGAUCGACGUGGGUUUCCGCCUCCAGGCCAAGUUCGCCAAGCUCCUCCUCGCUAUGGUGCCGGGGACGCAUGGCCCACACCACGUGGCGUACUGCUUGAACGAGCUCGACGCGAUGCCCGUGCACUUGGUUGCAGAAUUGGACCGCGUGCUCGACCUCUGUGCGGCGGACGCCGGUCGGCUCGUCGACUACUGCCGGGUUGCCACUCUGCAAGACAAUGCCGAGAAGACGAUCAACUUUGUGCUCGCCCACGACGUCUUCUUCGCUCCGGAGCACGCGAUCGUUCUCGCGGCGCAUUUCGCAGAGCUCUAUGCCAACGGCAAUACUGUCGGCGUCAAGUACAUUCGCGCGACCGCCAAGUACCUGUCGAGUGCGGUCAUUGCGGCCCAAACGUUUCUCCAAAGCCUCGAGGCGCGGCUGCUCGACGACGACGAGUACCCGAGUCUGCACGUCGCCGACGUCCAAGUGCUCGCCAUGGAAUUUGCGCUCCAAGAGGCCUUCCCCGCCCUCAUGCAGCUGGAAGCCACGUACACGCGCAAGACGGUACUCGUCGAUCCCAACCGCAUCUACUGGUCGCUGCCUACGACUGCCGUGACGAUGGUGGUCGACACGGUCGAGGCUGUUGCGGUCGCGUCCUCUGUGCUCUGUCGUAGCCGCCUUGUGGGCAUUGACGUCGAGUGGCGCCCCGAUGUCCACGCCAAGAUGAAGUCCAAGUGCGCUGUGGUCCAGCUCGCGUGUGUGAGCCACGUCUUUGUCCUCGAUGUGCUCACGGCGUGGUCCAACGAGAUGCACGGGCUCUUCGAUAUGGUCGUCCAGAACGCGUCGAUAUGGAAGCUUGGCUUUGGGCUGCACCAAGACGUCUCGCGGCUCCAGUGGUCGUUCCCCGACGCCACGUGCUUCGAGUACGACGAGUGGGAGAGCGUCUUGGACGUGCAGAGCUACUACUGCAAGCUCACGAAGCGCAACCAAGUCGGUUUGAGCCGAUGCGUCGAAGAGACUCUGCUCGCGCCGCUCAACAAGAGUCAGCAGACGAGUGACUGGGAGGCCCGGCCGCUGUCGCCCGACCAGGUUGCGUAUGCAGCGAACGACGCCUACUGCCUGCUGGAGCUCGUCCGCGCCCUCCGCCCGCCCAUGAUUGAGACUCUCUAGAAUAGAAACUAGACAUCGAAAGCCGUUCAAGGCGUAGAUGCAAUACAGCACGUGGGCUACGUUAGAGACGCGCUCACGGAUCGACAGAAAAGCCAG